AUGCACUGGCAACCUCUCGAUCAGGUCGGAAUAGUCUUGACAGACUACCAUUGCAAUUAUCUACUCAGCCUGACAUACCCCCUCUUCUUGGUCGCAUGGUGGCUGGGAAAGCCCCUGUCAACAUGUCAACAGUCGCCACACGGAGAAGCGGGGUGCAGCCUAUGUUUGCUGUCUAUCACUAUGGACAUCUUGUGCCCAAGGUUCAAGCCAAGCCAGCCUUGUUCAAGGUACAUGGCUAUUCUCCUCGGAGACCUUGGUAGUAAACUAUUCUCCUCGGAGACCUUGGUAGUAAAUGUUUUUUUUUCAAGCCCGCAUUAUACAUUACUGUGA
Messenger RNA from Bipolaris oryzae ATCC 44560, 330 nucleotides. RefSeq lists its product as uncharacterized. NCBI's taxonomy places the organism in Eukaryota, Fungi, Ascomycota, Dothideomycetes, Pleosporales, Pleosporaceae. The transcript has a single exon. The coding region runs from base 1 to 330 and encodes 109 amino acids. The record is from RefSeq and is a predicted model, not a curated record.